Python bivittatus (Burmese python) is the source of this 1464-nucleotide messenger RNA. Its product is annotated as vomeronasal type-2 receptor 26-like. Gene Ontology annotation, cellular component: plasma membrane. Gene Ontology annotation, biological process: G protein-coupled receptor signaling pathway. Gene Ontology annotation, molecular function: G protein-coupled receptor activity. Lineage: Eukaryota; Metazoa; Chordata; Lepidosauria; Squamata; Pythonidae. The record is from RefSeq and is a predicted model, not a curated record.
AUGACUUUGGGGUUCCAUAUUGUCAACACAUUCUGCAGUAUUCAGAUGGUUUAUCAGACUGCAUUGGAUCUUCUUUCUGCACAAAAAGGACAUGCUCCCAAUUACAAACGUGUUAUCCAGAACAAUUUGAUUGCUGUCAUUGGUGGAAUGUUCUCUCUGAGCACUGACAACCUGGCUACCAUUAUCAACCCAUACAAGAUUCCACAGCUCCAUCACUUUCUAAGGAGAAUCUCAUUCAACAACAGUGUUGGAGAGACAAUAUCUUUUGAUAACCAUCAAGAAUUGAUUGCAGGAUUUGAUGUUACAAACUGGGUAACUUUCCAAAAUCAGUCUUUUCUUCGAGUCAAAGUUGGAAGGCUGGAGCCUUGGGCUCCCCUACAUAGACAGAUAACCAUUCAGGAUGAAAGCAUAGCGUGGGACAGAAAAUUCAACCAGGUUGUGCCUAUUUCUCUGUGUAAUGACAAUUGCUCUCCUGGCUAUCACAAGAAAAAGAAGGAAGGGCUUCCGUUUUGUUGUUAUGAUUGUAUUCCAUGUCCUGCAGGAAAGAUUUCAAGCCAGAAAGAUAUGGAUGCCUGCACUGACUGUUUAGAAGAUUACUAUCCAAACAUGGGUCAAAACCAAUGCAUUCCUAAGGUUAUCAGCUACCUCUCUUAUGAAGAACCCCUGGGGAUCACUUUUGCUUCCUCAGCUCUCAUCCUUGCUCUCAUCGCAGCUCUUGUGCUUGGAACUUUUCUGAGGCACCGGGACACACCCAUUGUCAAAGCCAACAACCGAAGCCUUACUUACAUCCUUCUCACCUCCCUCAUGUUCUGCUUCUUCUGCUCCUUCCUAUUCAUUGGACAGCCAAAAAAGUUGACCUGCCUUCUCCAACAGGCUGCUUUUGGUAUCGUCUUCUCUGUGUGCCUUUCCAGUAUUUUGGCAAAAACCAUAUUAGUUAUUUUGGCCUUUAUGGCUACAAGACCAGAAUCCAGACUGAGGAGAUGGGUGGGGAAAAGGUUAGCAAUUUCCAUCUUCCUUCUCUCCUCCUUGCUUCAAGUGGGAAUUUCAACUCUUUGGCUGAGCAUGGCUCCACCCUUUCCUGAUCAGGAUGUGCACUCACUGAAUGGGAAGAUCAUACUGCAGUGUAACGAGGGGUCGACUCUCUUGUUUUUCUGUGUCUUGGGCUACAAGGUUUUCCUUGCUCUUGUCACCUUGGCAGUGGGUUUCCUUGCCAGGAAGUUGCCUGACAGUUUCAAUGAAGCCAAAUUUAUCACCUUUAGCAUGCUGGUCUAUUGCAGUGUUUGGUUCUCCUUUGUGCCAACCUACCUGAGCACAAAAGGGAAAGAACUGGUGGCUAUGGAGGUCUUCUCUAUGUUAAGCUCUAGUGCUGGCUUACUGGGUUGCAUCUUCUUUCCUAAAUGCUACCUCAUCUUGUUCAGGCCAGAUCUGAACAAAAAAGAGCAACUGGUUAGGAGAACAAAAUAA